AUGUACAUCAAGAAGCCGUCAUACCUGCUGGGCCUGCUGCCCCUCCGCAUCCCCCUGUUCCGUCUGAAACUGAGACUGAGACGUGAAGAAGGUGCGGCUCCAGGCGAAUCUCAAUCGGUGGGUCUGGGGCAAAUCUACCACACUACCAGCCACGACGACCGUCGUUCCGAGCGCCGCCGCGUCUCGCUGAGACUGAAUGGCGAUGACACCUCCAUGCGCCGCCUGCGCUCCCAAGGUCGUUCCCGUCACGAUGACGAUGAAGAGCGUCGUGAACGUCGUGAACGCCGCCUGUCGCGUUACGCCGACGACGAAGAACGUCGUGAACGCCGCGAUCGCCGUCAUUCCCGCUCCCACCGCGAUCGUGACCGUGACGAAGAUGACCGCCGGGAACGUCGUCGGUCGGAACGUGGCCUGGACCGCCAUGCUGACCGCCGUAAGCUGACGUCGUCGCGUAAGCCAGCGUCGAAGUCGCUGCGCUCUGGUGGUGGCGCUGCGGCCGCUGCCCCGUCGAAACCCAAAGUGGUGUUGCCUACUAAUGUCGAAUACCGUCCUGGCCGUAUCCAGCUGUUGACCGCGGAACAAGAGCGUAUCCACAAGCAGUACUGGGCCUACUUCCUCGCUUACUGGGGGUACGACUUUGGCUUUGAUCCUCAUGAAGUUAAAUACCUGGACGUGUUUGUCGCCCUGACGGGCCGCCCUGAAGCCGGUGGUGGCGCUGGGUUGUCGCGUACGGCUACUCACAACUCCCUUCAACUGGGAAACACUCUGGCGCUGAAGAAAAAGAAGGGUUGGUUGGGUGGUAGUGGUGGUAGCACCCUGGCGGCGCCGGCGUCGCAACACCACGAGAACCACGCCCCGGCGAACUCGCCCCGGAUGCAGGAUAUUCAAACCAAGCUGUCACAAGAACAGUUUAUUCCCACCGACGUCCCCUCGCCCGAUGUCGUAAAUGUCUUCGUCAACCACUACAAAUUGGUGCUGCCGGAAUACUACAAGGAAACUGAAGACGACGGUGCUUCGAGUGACGUCAGCGACGCCGCCCUGUUGGAAUCGUUUGUCACCGCUGACACUACCAUCACCAACCCCGACGACUUCCCCACCGAACUGUACUCUAAGCGCGGCGGCGGCGGUGGUACUCUGAAUGGGGCAAUGUUGUCGGCGCCGGCUGCUUCCAAUAAACCCGUCAAGCUGGUCAAUGUCAAUCCAGACUUGGCUGGUAUCACUCCUGCCCAAUGGCAACAGAUGUUCAUGAGCGCCUGCCGUAAUGACUUGCCCGACAACUUCCUUUUGCGGUUCAUGAGAGCUAGAAAAUGGAAUACUGAGAACGCUCUUAAGAUGCUUUCUAAGCUGAUCAAGUGGCGUAUGGACUUUCCCGCUGAUCAAUGGGUAUUGGAGUCCGACGGCCCGCUGUACCUCACCGGUAAGAACGCGGGGUUCAUUAAGAAUUUGACCACGGAAAAACUGUGGAUCAAGGGUCUGGAUUUCCAAAAGAGUCCCAUUUUCUGGUUCCAAGCAAAGAAGCACUUCGGUUCUGACCUGCCUUCGGAUGAAACCCAAAGAUACGCUGUCACCACUAUUGAAUGGGUGCGCCUUUUCUUGCGUGAGGUCUCCGAAUCUGUGGACACUGUCUCGAUUGUGUUUGACUUGACCGGGUUUACUUUGAAGAACGCCGAUUACACCACCAUUAAGUUCUUAGCUGAGGUUUUCGAAGCCCACUACCCCGAAUGUUUGGGAAGAAUUUACGUCCACAACGCUCCCUGGAUUUUCUCCACGGUGUGGAACAUUAUCAAAAACUGGUUGGACCCAGUGGUGGCGUCUAAAAUUGUCUUCACGAAGAACUUUAAGGAUUUGAGCGGUUACAUUGCUCCGGAAUUUAUCCCUACCGAUCUCGGCGGUAUCGACACCUCUGGUCCUCACUACCCUAUCCCUAAGGCUGGUGAUGACCGGCCGCUGAAGGCUAAGGAUGCCACGUACGUGCGCUUGAGAAAGGAACGGGACAUCUUGUUUAUGAGAUUCCUCGACUGCACUGCUAAGUGGGUGGCCUCAACUAAUCCUGAUGUUUCUGCCAAAUACCUUGAGGAAAAGACCAUUAUCAACGUCGAAUUGCUGAACAACUGGAUUGCCCUUCAAGGAUACAUCCGGAAUCCUUCUCCUUACGACCGGAUCGGGAACCUUCACAUCACCAACUGA
This is a messenger RNA of Diutina rugosa, 2187 nucleotides long. RefSeq names its product CRAL-TRIO domain-containing protein. The record is from RefSeq and is a predicted model, not a curated record. The coding region runs from base 1 to 2187 and encodes 728 amino acids. The transcript has a single exon. NCBI's taxonomy places the organism in Eukaryota, Fungi, Ascomycota, Pichiomycetes, Serinales, Debaryomycetaceae.